Messenger RNA from Cannabis sativa, 3544 nucleotides. Its product is annotated as NADH dehydrogenase [ubiquinone] 1 alpha subcomplex subunit 6. The record is from RefSeq and is a predicted model, not a curated record. Lineage: Eukaryota; Viridiplantae; Streptophyta; Magnoliopsida; Rosales; Cannabaceae. Gene Ontology annotation, biological process: response to oxidative stress. The transcript is spliced from 2 exons. Bases 2922 to 3320 code for a protein of 132 amino acids.
AGACCAUGGGUAAUCGAUAUAAUAGUAUAAUAUUUUAGAAUAUUUUCAAUGUUUAAAAAAAGAAUAAAUAUUAUGCUAUAUUUUUUAUAAGGAGCAAAUAUUAUAUUUAGUAUAUUUUUUUAAAAAAUUAUUUUAAUAUAUAAUGUACAAUAGCAUUUUAAGGUGUAAACUGGUAAGAAAAAUUGACAUAAUUUUUGACAUAUUAAUAUUUAUUAUUAUGAUUAUUUUACAAAAGUGCUAAAAUGUAUAGUACUCCAAUAGAGCUGCUAUUAGUAAUCAAAUAUUAUUUUAUCAAGUUAGCUUACGCGAGAAGAAAAUUAUUUAUUACAUAGAAAUAAAAGAGUUAAAAUUGAUAUUGCGUCAAAACUUAAAUAAUAUUUAUUUUAAAUGUCUAUAAAAGGAAAAAGCCUCAUUUCAAAUUUUGUCCUAGGCCUCUCAACACAUUGAGCCCUAAGACCAAUCCUAUUUUGCCACCUCAACCAUAAAAUUACCACCUCAAUUGAUAAAGUCCCACCUCAUCUUUUCUGCACUAUAUUAAACUCUUGGCCACUGCUACUUUUGCUGCAGUAAAAUCUACACAAAACUUCAGCAAAAGUAACACUUCAACUAUUAGGCUCUUUUCUUUAUCAAAAUCCACUCAAAUGCUUCCAACCUCCCACUAACAACUCUAAAAUAAACCAAAAAUGAGUACAAAAAAAAAAACCCUAAAUCGCUAAAAAAUUGAGUUUAUUUUGGGUUUGUCCACAGUAUUUUGGUUAUCUUCCCAUUCGGAAUCUUGGUGGUGUGCAUUAUCAUUUUGGUUAUUUUGCCUUAAAGGCACAUCCAGUCCAACAGGAAUAUUACCAUUAUGACAAUGGCAACAUUGCCCAUUAGCUUUGCUUUCAACUUCAUCAUCACUAAUCAAGAUGAUUGGGUACGUAUUGACUACUAACUUUUGGGUUAUCCCUCCUUGGUCGUGGUUAAUAUUUUUGAUUUUGUAGCCCAUUUCACCGAUUAUUGGGCUAAAUUUGCACUCCCUGAUUGUUUUUGUACAGGACAACAUUAUCUCUUGAACCACCUCCUCUACGCAGGGGGUUCAUCUAUUCUCUCGGCCUAAAAGACCUGGGCCAACAAUUCUCUAUGUUGUUCUACCCAAAGUAGUGUCCUGUGAGGACUUGUUCAUCUGUUAUAUGUCCUCCAUUAUAUUCACUUGAGAUCUUCCAUUUGGGUAUUUACCUCUGCUUGGACCAUUCCUCUAGUGUUGGGGACACUCUUUGGGUCCAUACACUGGACCACAGUCUAGGGCAUAAACUGUUUACCUUUGGCAGGAAUUUGAUUAGUUUGGGUUGUGUGGGCCUGAGGCCCUAUUCCCCUAUUCCUUGAUUAUAUUGCAUGAACCUUUUCAUCAGCUUUGUAAUCUCUUGGGUUCGGCGGUCCAUUUCUUCAUGUUGAACCCUCAUCUCCCGUGCAUUUUGCUCUAUCCAAACUUGGAAAUCUCACAUUUGUGCUUUAAAACCUUCAUUAGCCAUUGUAUGGGUAGCUUCCUGCUUGUGAUGCAUGACAUUGCUAUGCCCUUGCACUUGGCCAUUAACUUUCCUGAGUUUCCCCUAACCAGGUAUUCUAGUGCUUGUAUUAGUCUACCCAACAUAUCAAGAUCUAAAAUAGUAUUAACCCUAAACAUAAUAGUAAUGCUAAAAAAUAUGGCAAUGCUCCAAAUGUUACUUUAAAAGAGAAAUGCUACCAACAUUAAUCUCCGUACUCAAAUACAUAUUUUGGAAUAUUUUUUUUCAAAAAAAUAAAAUUCAUAACAGUGUUCGAUAUAGUUACAACAUCAUCUCUAUAAAUUUUUGAAUUGUUUAUAGUGUCAAAAAUAUGUUUGAAUUUUUUUGAACACCUAUGGUAAAUUAGAAUAUUACAAACUUUAUUUUUGAAAAAAAAUAUAUUCUGACAUUUGAUUUUGAACACAAAAUUUAACUAAAAGGUUACCCGCGAGUACCUGCCCCAAAUGGGGGCGAGGGCGGGGGCGGGGGCGAGUAUGAGUUUAAAUGUUUAUACCCGAGUCGAGUUUGGAGCAAGGGCAUGGGAAUAGAUACCCACCCGAUAUGAUAUAUGUAUAUAUUUAGGUUUUAAAAUCAUAAUUAUUACAAUUAAAAUAACUUCAUGCUUUAGGUUUUUUAUUGAUUACAUUAAUGAGACAUUUUAGUUAUGAAAAUGUCUGCAUCGAUUUAUAUUAAUAACCACACUUAAUUGAUAAAUAAAAAUAAUACUUAACCACUUAUUUUCGAUUACCAAUUUUAUUUUACUAACUUCAUCUAUUAUACACACUAUUCCACUUAUGUUUGUUGUUUUAGUAAGUUUUUAUUAGGGCUGUACAAAAAAAUUUGUAAACCGCCUAAACCGAAUAACCCGCCCAAACCGAACCGAAAAAACCGAUAAAAAUUACAAACCGAAAUAACCCGAAAAAAUUACGAACCGCCCAAUCUGUUAAUUGGGCGGGUUGAAAAUAGGUCCAACCCGCCCAAUUAAACCGACCAACCCGACCAACCCGAUUAUCCUUAAUUUUUACAGUAUAAGUUGAGAAAUAUCUUUUUUUUUUUGUAUUCAUUAAUCAAUAAUACUCUUAUAUUAUAUUUUAUUAAAAUAUACUUUUAUAAGUGGGUGAUCUAAUAUACUUUUACUCCCUACUUAAGUCUAGCAUAUAAUUUACACUAAUAUAAGAAAUCUAAUAAAAUCUAAUAAAUUAAAACAAAUAAAUAAAGUAAAUUAGAUAUAAAAUGUAAUUUCUUUUAAUUUUUGCUUAAAAAGUACCAUCCAUGUUUUAAAGCAAAAAUGAAAACUCAUUGUAUUCUAAGUAAAAUAAUAAAAGAAAAAGAAAUGGGUUUCCAUGAGUGAAUUUAGUGAUAUUUGAGAAGAGAGAGAGAGAAGAAGAAGAAGAAGGGAAAAUGUCGUUUACAUUGCGAAGCGUGAAGGUGCCGCCCAAUUCAGCGACCUUGGAGGAAGCUAGGCACCGUGUCUUCGAUUUCUUCAGAACUGCUUGCAGAUCCAUUCCUUCCAUCAUCGACAUCUACAAUCUCGACGACGUCGUCACCGUCUCCCAGCUCCGUUCCACUAUCGCUUCUCAGAUCCGCAAGAACUCUCACUCCACCAAUCCCAAGGUGAUUGAUAUGCUUCUUUUCAAGGCAACAGAAGAGUUGAAUAACAUCUUGGAGCAUGCAAAGCAGCGGCACCAUCUCAUUGGACAGUACGUGGUUGGUCAGCAUGGGCUAGCUCAGGAUUUGAACUUCAAGGAUCAGGCAACUUCUCCUUUCCUCACAAAUUUUUACAAGAGCAACUACUUUUGAACAACUUCCUUUCUUUACUGUUGUUCUCCCAUGGGAAUUUUUUUCCUUGGGGAGUGAAGUUCCUAAAUAAAGAUGUGUUUGAAUUUGCUUUUAUAUAAUUCUGGUGAACACAGACCAUUCAAUCUUCUUCUUCUUCUUUUUGUUUGGUGGUCUCUAAGUGAAAAGCAUAUCCUUACAUUUGAUGAAACCGUUUUGUUUUCCUACAAUACAACCAAUUUUCUGUC